Molecule: messenger RNA, 2989 nt
Organism: Peromyscus maniculatus bairdii (prairie deer mouse)
Lineage: Eukaryota; Metazoa; Chordata; Mammalia; Rodentia; Cricetidae
Gene: Pgm5
Product: phosphoglucomutase 5
Biological process (GO): carbohydrate metabolic process; myofibril assembly; striated muscle tissue development
Cellular component (GO): cytosol; sarcolemma; adherens junction
Molecular function (GO): magnesium ion binding; phosphoglucomutase activity
Source: RefSeq, a predicted model, not a curated record
CCGAGGCUCCCGCAGCCGCGGCAGGACCGGCCAGCGGCGCCAUGGAGGGGAGCCCCAUCCCGGUGCUGACGGUGCCCACGGCGCCCUACGAGGACCAGCGGCCGGCCGGCGGGGGCGGGCUGCGGCGGCCCACAGGGCUCUUCGAGGGGCAGCGCAACUACCUGCCCAACUUCAUCCAGAGCGUGCUGUCGUCCAUCGACCUGCGCGACCGCCAGGGUUGCACCAUGGUGGUGGGCAGCGACGGCAGGUACUUCAGCAGGACGGCCACCGAGAUCGUGGUGCAGAUGGCUGCGGCCAAUGGGAUCGGACGACUGAUUAUCGGGCAGAAUGGCAUCUUGUCGACACCUGCAGUCUCCUGCAUUAUCAGGAAGAUCAAGGCAGCUGGUGGAAUCAUCCUCACGGCCAGCCACUGUCCUGGAGGACCAGGGGGAGAGUUUGGAGUGAAGUUUAAUGUUGCUAAUGGAGGUCCUGCACCAGAUGCUGUCUCAGAUAAAAUCUACCAGAUCAGCAAAACAAUUGAGGAGUAUGCCAUAUGUCCUGAUCUUCGAAUCGACCUGUCUCGACUAGGAAGACAAGAAUUUGACCUGGAGAACAAGUUCAAACCAUUCAGAGUGGAGAUUGUGGACCCUGUUGACAUCUAUCUCAACCUUCUCCGGACCAUCUUUGACUUCAAUGCCAUCAAGAGUUUGCUGACUGGGCCUAGCCAGCUGAAGAUCCGAGUUGAUGCCAUGCAUGGAGUUAUGGGACCCUAUGUGAGAAAAGUUCUGUGUGAUGAACUGGGAGCCCCGGCCAACUCUGCUAUAAACUGUGUCCCACUAGAAGACUUUGGAGGGCAGCACCCAGACCCAAACCUGACCUAUGCAACCACCCUUCUGGAAGCCAUGAAAGGGGGAGAAUAUGGAUUUGGAGCUGCAUUUGAUGCUGAUGGGGACCGUUAUAUGAUCCUUGGCCAAAAUGGCUUCUUUGUGAGUCCCUCAGAUUCCCUGGCCAUCAUCGCCGCCAACCUCUCUUGCAUUCCGUAUUUCCGUCAAAUGGGCGUUCGAGGGUUCGGGAGAAGUAUGCCAACCAGCAUGGCUCUGGACAGAGUGGCUAAGUCAAUGAAGGUCCCUGUGUAUGAGACCCCUGCUGGAUGGAGAUUCUUCUCAAAUCUGAUGGACUCCGGACGAUGCUCUCUGUGUGGAGAAGAGAGCUUUGGCACUGGAUCUGAUCACCUCCGAGAGAAAGAUGGCCUCUGGGCUGUCUUGGUCUGGCUGUCCAUUAUUGCUGCCCGGAAGCAGAGUGUGGAGGAAAUUGUUAGAGAUCAUUGGGCCAAAUAUGGCCGCCACUACUACUGCAGGUUUGACUAUGAGGGACUGGAGCCCAAGGCGACCUAUUACAUCAUGCGGGACCUGGAGGCUCUGGUUACAGACAAGUCCUUCAUCGGCCAGCAGUUUGCCGUGGGGAGCCACAUUUACAGUGUUGCAAAGACAGACAGCUUUGAAUAUGUGGACCCCGUGGAUGGCACCGUGACCAAGAAACAGGGCCUGAGGAUCAUUUUCUCGGAUGCGUCACGGCUCAUCUUCCGGCUCAGUUCCUCCAGUGGUGUGCGGGCUACCAUCAGACUGUAUGCAGAGAGCUACGAGAGGGAUCCCAGCGGUCACGACCAGGAACCACAGGCGGUGCUGAGCCCUCUCAUAGCCAUAGCACUGAAAAUAUCCCAGAUUCACGAGAGAACUGGCCGGAGGGGCCCCACCGUCAUCACCUGAGCACAGGACAGAAGAGCACCAAGACAGACGACGCUUCACUGGGCCUUCUUGCUUCCUGUUUGUGCCUCUUAGGACUUUGGAAAAACAAAAGCUAUUUUGCUGUUGGGGGGGGGGGUCGGGUAAAAGAUGAAGUGAGGGUGGGAAGUGGGGUAAGCACCCCUUUUGUUUGGAUUUGUUCAGUCCCUCCAAAUGCAGCAGGGUUUUUUAGCUAUCUGUCAAUGCUUCACUGUUGUUUAAUAUCUAUAUUUCAUCACACCAACAAGCUUCCCCUUUGGAGAAAGAUGGGUGUGCUAGGAAAACUAUUAAUCAGAGCCCCUGUGUAUUUCUGGUGUCUUGUGUGAGAGAGAGAUCCAGAAUUGGACUGACUCUAUAUUCUAAGGGCUUUGGGCAGGCAGAAGACCUCACCAACAUGAAGGUGGUCUCAACUUUGCACCCCUCAUCAGAUUUACAACAGAAAGGUUUAGAACUUCUAGGACGCACCCCUCUCCCACCAACCACCCAACGGUCCAUUUUCCCUAGCCUCCCACCAUGUCUACACUGCCUCUCUCACAUCUUCUGGAGUUUUCUGUAAACCACAAUGGCACACAUCCAACAAGACAUAUAAAAGGGUGUUUUCCUCUCUUGUUUUGCAUAUAGUAUUAAUUUAGCUACCAAGCCGGCUGCACCCUUCUGAACGUUCUGAAUGUAGCCAUUUCCUGUGCAGGUGGGGGAGGAUUUUCUGGAAAAGACUGAAAAAUGAGGGGGAAGCUUUCUUGAUUAUGUCACAGACGUCCAUACAUAAGUUUGUAUAAAUCCUCCCAGGGAGAAUACCACCGUGGCUUCUGAUCUCGUUCACAGUGGCUGGAUAAAGGAGACCAGAAGGGCCUGAAAUAAUUAGUGGGAGAGUCCUGGGCCCUACGAGACCGAGAGGUGGGUUGUCACAACUGGCUUUCUUUGCCUGGAAGGAAAAGGGACCUGGCAGCUCCGGCCGCACGUGGACUGGGGCAGAGUCCUCCGUCGUCGGGCACAGGAUGUGUUUGCUUGUGUUUGGCUUCCUUGGGAACUGCAGGUUCACUUAUCGCGUCAUUGGUGAAGCUGACCUAGUGCCCUUUGGCAGUUGCUGCCAAAGCAAGGCGAGGCUGCUGCCGUCAAGGUCAGUGCCACAAGGAAACCUUCCCAGAAAGGGGUUUGUUUCCAUUUUCUCUCUGUGCAUCUGUCAGAAACUUGCUAGCCAAUAAAACGGAACUUCCUUAUUUCACCCUCCA